This is a messenger RNA of Aphanomyces invadans, 915 nucleotides long. RefSeq lists its product as hypothetical. The transcript is spliced from 3 exons. Bases 232 to 762 code for a protein of 176 amino acids. NCBI's taxonomy places the organism in Eukaryota, Oomycota, Saprolegniomycetes, Saprolegniales, Verrucalvaceae. The record is from RefSeq and is a predicted model, not a curated record.
GAGCGGUCGAAAAUGGAACGAUGAAGACGGGACCGCCGCGCGUCCACGUGGCUCAUGCCAUCGUUGUCCCAAUGGACUUCUUGUGGAGCUUCCACGCUCAAGGACUAGUUGACGAGGAUGGAGGCAUGCGAUGCCGGCAUUCCGUUGAAAAAGUGUUGCACAUGGUCGGGAUGCCACGUGGGUGAUGUAUUGCCAAUCGAACGCCACUUUUGAAUUUCUUGAUCCAGGGCCAUGCAGCUGUUGUGCUGGGUUGCGGCGAUCUGCAUGGCUGGGAUGGCUGAUGCGUGGGUGAAGCGGCGGUGGGAUCACUCACGGUCGUUCAAGAAGUUGGGCCUCACCGAUCUGACAUGCCCAUCUCAUGACAUUGCCGAUCCAGCAUCGUCGUCGCCCUUGCCGGCAUCGUGUUGUCUAUGUCAAACAUUCAUGCGACGCAUUGAGAUGAACUUGAAUGCAACAGAGAAUGAUCACGAGAUGGACGUGGUCUUCCGCAUCAGCGAAGAGAAGAAACAGAUCCCGUACUCUCGCAGCGAAGGCCGCAUUCUGGAAGUCCUCGAAUCUGUCUGCAAGGAAGUGUCUUUGCCCGACCCCCACGCAUCUCCCAAGGUCAAUGUCGCUGUCAAGAACGCGUGCCAAGGGUUUGUGGACGAGUUCGCCGACGACCUCAUUGGUCUCUACUACAACAACCUCGCUCCCCAGCAGACCGCCAUGUGCGUGGAUCGCCUUCAACUCUGUGCCGCCGGCAGCGGCAACGACGAGCUCUAGCGGCUCUGUAGCGUUGGCAACGAGAACCACACAUGUCGAAAUUUGGGGAUAGUCAAGUCCAAUUUUAUCGAUUGUAACACAAAGCGACAGAGGCCAUCAGGGCGGCGCGACCGCGACGAGCUUGAUGACGCCUUGCCGAUCCUUGUUCUUCUC